Scleropages formosus (Asian bonytongue) is the source of this 3597-nucleotide messenger RNA. RefSeq names its product calcium channel, voltage-dependent, alpha 2/delta subunit 2a (gene cacna2d2a). The coding region runs from base 80 to 3409 and encodes 1109 amino acids. The record is from RefSeq and is a predicted model, not a curated record. The transcript is spliced from 38 exons. Gene Ontology annotation, molecular function: voltage-gated calcium channel activity. Gene Ontology annotation, cellular component: voltage-gated calcium channel complex. Lineage: Eukaryota; Metazoa; Chordata; Actinopteri; Osteoglossiformes; Osteoglossidae.
CUGCUGCUGCCGCCGCCGCCGCCGCCGCUCGCUCCUGUUGUUUUCCCAACUCUUGUUCCUGGACGUUUUUGCUGGAAAAAUGGCGCUGCGCGCUCCGUCCUGCAGUCUCCUCUUCUUGGUGUCCGUCCACGGCGUGCUGCUCUUCAGCGCCUCCUCGCCGGGCGCGCGCGCGCUCAGCUUCCCGCAGCACUACACGAUGAUCCACUGGGCAGGACGCAUAGAGAAAGAAAUUGACAAGGUUCUCCAGCAUGUCAGUGGAGUCCAGCAAAUGAGAGGAAUUUACAACGAGAAGAAAAGCCAGUUUGAGAUUAAGAGAAACUCCCCCAAGGAGCUCGUGGAGAAGGUGGCCUCGGAAAUCCAGAAGCUGCUGACCAGGAAGCGGAAGGCGUUGGAGAGGCUGGCUAGAGAAGCAGAGCUGUUGCAGAUGGAGCAUAUCUGGCAGGAUGGCAUCAAGGAGAAGGACGUCGAAUAUUAUGACGCCAAGGCAGAGUCGGACUACUCUGAGGAUGGCGAUGGGGAGGAAAACCUGUUGGAGAACCUCUACUCCUUAAAGCUGGAGUUCGUGGAUGACCCCAACUUCAAGAACAAGGUCAACUACUCCUACACGGCCGUACAGAUCCCCACUGACAUCUACAAAGGCUCACCUGUCAUCCUGAAUGAGCUGAACUGGACGCAAGCGCUGGAGAAGGUCUUCAUAGACAACAGUCGGGAAGACCCCUCACUGCGGUGGCAGGUGUUUGGGAGCGCCACAGGAGUAACCCGAUACUACCCAGCGACUCCGUGGAGAGCACCAAAUAAGAUUGACCUCUACGACGUCCGCAGACGACCAUGGUACAUCCAGGGUGCUUCGUCUCCCAAAGACAUGGUCAUCAUCGUCGAUGUGAGCGGCAGCGUCAGCGGACUCACCCUGAAGCUGAUGAAGACCUCGGUGAUGGAGAUGCUGGACACCUUGUCUGACGAUGACUACGUGAAUGUGGCCAGCUUCAACCAGAUGGCCAAGGCAGUGGUGCCCUGUUUCAAUAACCUGGUUCAGGCCAAUGUUCGCAACAAGAAGAUCUUCAAGGAGGCAGUUCAGCAUAUGACAGCUAAGGGUACCACCGACUACAAAUCUGGCUUCCACUUUGCCUUCCAGCAGCUUCUCAACGACAGCAAUGUCCCUCGAGCCAACUGCAACAAGAUGAUCAUGAUGUUCACUGACGGCGGUGAAGAUCGAGCACAGGACAUAUUUGAGAAGUACAACUGGCCCAACAAGACGGUGCGAGUGUUUACCUUCUCCGUGGGGCAGCACAACUACGACGUGACUCCCCUGCAGUGGAUCGCUUGUGCGAACAAAGGCUACUACUUCGAGAUCCCGUCCAUCGGUGCCAUCAGGAUCAACACCCAGGAGUACCUGGAUGUCCUGGGGCGCCCAAUGGUGCUGGCAGGGAAUCGGGCCAAGCAGGUGCAGUGGACCAACGUGUACCAGGACGCUUUGGGUCUGGGACUGGUGAUCACUGGCACCGUGCCCGUGUUUAACCUCACUGCGGACGGCACCUCAAAGAACCAGCUCAUCCUUGGAGUAAUGGGAGUGGACAUCGCACUCAGUGAGAUCAAGAGCCUAACACCAAGAUACAAACUCGGUGCUAAUGGCUACACCUUCGCCAUCGACCCCAACGGCUAUGUCCUGCUGCAUCCCAACUUGCAGCCCAAGAUCAUUAAUUUCCGAGAACCGGUCACUCUGGACUUCCUGGAUGCUGAACUCGAGGAUGGAAACAAGGAGGAGAUACGACGGCAAAUGAUUGAUGGCAAAUCAGGACAGAAGAGAAUCAAGACGCUCAUUAAGUCGAUUGAUGAGAGAUACAUCGACGAAGCGCUGCGCACGUACACCUGGACUCCCGUCAAUGGCGCGGACUACAGUCUGGGUUUGGUACUGCCCACCUACAGCGAAUACCACAUCCAGGCCAACCUGAGCGACCAGAUACUACAGGUUCAGUAUUUUGAAUCUCUGCUGCCAAACAGUUUUGAGUCCGAGGGACAUGUAUUCAUUGCUCCCAGGGAAUACUGCAAGGAGCUGGAGCUGUCUAAUAACAACACCGAGUUCCUGCUGAACUUCAUCGCUCUCAUGGAGAAAGUCACACCUGACUCGAAGCAGUGCGAUAACUUCCUCCUGCACAACCUCAUCCUGGACACAGGCAUCAUCCGGCAGCUGGUGGACAAGGUCUGGAAGACCAAGGACCUUAACAACUAUGGCUUCCUGGCUGUGUUUGCUGCUACAGAUGGAGGCAUCACAAGAGUCUUCCCCAACAAGGCUGCUGAGACAUGGGAUGAAGACCCAGAGCCCUUCAAUGCCAGCUUCUACCGCCGAAGCCUGGACAACAAGGGCUACAUCUUCCGGGCACCUUACAGAACCUCCAGCGAUGAUUUUCUUAGCCCUGAGAAUGACACCAUUGGUAUCCUGGUGAGCACUGCAGUGGAAAUCACCGUAGGUGGGAAGACUAUAAAACCUGCAGUGGUGGGAGUUAAGCUGGACCUCGAGGCCUGGGUGGAUAAGUUCAAGAUCUUGGCCAGCAACCAGUCUGACGGCCGGCAGAGUUCGCACAAGUGUGGACCAUCCAGCAGCUGCGAAAUGGACUGUGAAGUCAACAGCGAUGACUUGUUGUGCUACCUAAUCGACGACGGUGGGUUCCUGGUCAUGUCCAACCAGAAGGAUCACUGGAACAAGAUUGGCAUGUUCUUCAGUGAGGUGGACCCAUACCUCAUGCAUGCCCUCUACAACAACUCCUUCUACAACCGCAAGCAGUCCUUCGACUACCAGUCUGUUUGCGAGCCGGUGCCCAGCAGUAACACAGGCGCCGGUCCCCGGGGAGUGUUUGUGCCCACCAUUGCAGACUUCCUCAAUCUCGCCUGGUGGACAUCAGCGGCUGCCUGGUCCCUGUUCCAGCAGCUCUUAUAUGGCCUUGCCUACCGAAGCUGGUUCAUCACUGAUGACGUGGAGGCGGAGAGCAUCGACUCAAGAGAGACGAGCUGUGUCACCAUACAGACGCAGUUCUACUUCACCAACAUCACGAGUUCUUACAAUGUGCUGCAGGACUGCGGCAACUGCUCACGGCUGUUUCACGCUAGGAGGAUAAACAAUACCAACCUGCUGUUUGUGGUGGCUGAGAAGAUGCUCUGCAACUCCUGUGAGAUAGAGAAGCUCUCACAGCUGGAGACAGAGUUCAAGAAGACAGACCCCUGUGAGGACAUGCCCCCAGUGCGGUACCGCAGAGGCCCGUCAACUUGCUUCGACUACAACCUCUACGAGAACACUUCGGAUUGUGGGCGGGGUCACUCUUUCCAGCCCUCUUUAGGGGUCAUUACGUUUCUCCAGCUACUUCUGCUUCGCCUGCUGGCCUUUCCACACCACGUACCUCUAACUUCUACUGUUUAAGUCUAGCUGCUCAACCACUUUAUUUCCUCGCUCAUUUCUCCUCCCCUGUCCUCCCCUUUUCCUAACUCUUCACAUGUCCCGUUUCUCUCCCUUCAUCAUACCCAUGUGCGCCUGCAUCUGCCCCCCCCAAACCAUCCUCCUCCUCCUCAUCCUCCUCCUCCUCCUCUAGUUAUAGUUGUUGUGGAGAC